Molecule: messenger RNA, 2326 nt
Organism: Musa acuminata subsp. malaccensis (wild Malaysian banana)
Lineage: Eukaryota; Viridiplantae; Streptophyta; Magnoliopsida; Zingiberales; Musaceae
Product: vacuolar protein 8-like
Molecular function (GO): protein binding
Source: RefSeq, a predicted model, not a curated record
GCAUUGCCAUGUUGUCAUGUCACUUUAUAUCUAGAUUUCCACUAGUUAGAAGGAAUCUAUAUUAAGACCUAAACUAGUAUGCUAGACGACCAAUAUCCACUUGGCCUCAACCUGGACCCAAGUAAAUGCCACUCACCACUCUUGGAGAUGGGAACAAAUGCAUGGACGCAGAUCGUUUCUUCUUCUUCUUCUUCUUCUUCUUCUUCUUCUUCUUCUUCUUCUUGUACAGAGGGAGAUCAAAAGCCAGUUGCAUGAGGAUGAUUCCGAGUCUAUGAAAUCAGAGAUGGAAGAAGAAGAAGAGGAGGAGAAAGCCGGUUGCAGUCUUCGGCAACUUGAAGGGAUUAGCAUCCGCCGAGCGACGGAGGUCAUCGGUUCGCUGAUCUCCUCCUCCUACUGCAGCCGAUCCUUCCCUGCGAAAUGGCAACUGAUCCGGGACAAGCUGGAACAGAUCCGCUCUGCAUUAGCCGCUGCAGCAGAUGGCGGUGACUCUGCAGCGAACACAGAGCUCGUCGGACUGUUGCAAGCUAUAACAUCGACCGCAAAUGAGACGCGGUUGUUGGCCAACAAGUGUAGCGAUGAGUCUUACGGCGGCGGGAGGCUCCGCCUGAGGAGUGAUCUUGAUGUGGUAGCCUGCAGGCUCCACCUCCAUUCGAAGCGCCUGGAAGAGAUCUACGCAUCUGGGGUUCUGACCCUUUCUCGAGCCAUAGUCGUGUCGAGGCCCGGCGUCGGAGCGAGCCGGGAGGACAUGCGGUUCUACGUAAAGGAUCUCAUCUCCAGGCUAAAGAUCGGCAAUUUGGAGAUGAGAGUUGGAGCUUUGAAGGCCCUCAACCAAGUCCUGCGCGAGGACGAGAAGUACGUGAGGAUUCUGGUGGUAGAAGUAGCGGAAGGUGUUGCUCUGCUAGCGAGCUUUCUUGAAUCCGGGAUCGAGGGUGUUGCAGAGGAAGCAGCGGAGGCGAUCUCGGCCAUCGCAGGUUUUGAUUCACACAGAGCAGCUCUUGCCACGGCUGGUGCCGUCGCGCCAUUGAUUCGAUUACUGGAGAUUGGAACUGAAUCGGCGAAGGAGAGAGCAGCCGGAGCUCUGAAGAGAAUGACAGAGAACUCGGACAAUGCAUGGUCGGUUUCAGCUCAAGGAGGCGUCUCUGCGCUCCUCAAGAUAUGUGGCGAUUCCGGCAGCAGCGGAGAGCUUAUUCGGUCAGCUUGUGGCGUACUGAAGAGCCUCGGCGGCGUGGAAGAGAUCAGGAGGUUCAUGGUGGAAGAAGGGGCGGUCUCCAUCUUCGUGAAGCUCUCGAGAUCGAAAGAAGAAACUUCGCAAGUCCAAGCCAUAGAAUUCUUGACCGCAAUGGCCUACGAAGACGACGCCAUCAAGGAGAAGGCGAUGAAAGAAGGCGUGCUCGGCUCACUGGUGGAGCUCCUCGAUCCCAAUUCCCCCUGUUCAUCGAAGGCCAAAGAGGUCGCGCUCAGGGCUAUCGAGGCCUUCUGCUUCUCAUCUCCGAGCACCAUGAACGUCUUGAUGAGCUCGGGGUUCCUCGACCGCGUUCUUUCCUUGCUAAGGAGCGGCGAGAUGUCUCUUCAGGAGCCUGCGCUGAAGGCCGUGGCUCGCCUCUCCGCGCUAUCCCAGGCGAUCAAGAAGGCGAUGGGGGAUGCCGGCUUCAUCCCGGAGCUCGUGAAACUACUGGAGAACAGGUCGUUUCAGGUGCGGGAGAUGGCCGCUGAGGCACUCUCGGGGAUGAUAUCGAUCCAAACAAACCGUAGGCGAUUCAUCAAACAGGACGACAACGUGAACCGGAUGCUGCAGCUGCUCCACCCCGGAGAGAAGUCGAUGACCAAGACGCAUGUGCUCUCUGCUCUGGUGUGCUUGGCCGAUAGCGGCGGCGUCCGGAGAAAGAUUGCGGCUUCUGGGUGCGUGAAACACUUGGAGGAACUUGCAGAGAGUGAUGUAAGAGACGCUAAAAGAAUCAUCAAAAGGCUGUCUACCAGCAGAUUUCGGAGCAUGUUGUCCGGCAUGUGGAGCUGAUGAGCUCAACCAUUAGAGCUGCCGUCUUUGUUCUCUCCAUUCCCAAAUUAAGUGCAAGGAGAUGUACCAGCAACAUUCUUCAUGUAAAUACGAUGUAGCGGUGGCAUGAUCCUUGCCGGAAUCACUGUUCCAGAGUAGGUCGUCGGAUAAGACUUGCUGUGUGACACAUUGAAAUGUCUGCGUGGUACAAAGACCAACAUGAGCAGUUCAUGCACGCUUCCAUUGACCCAAGACAACUAGACAAUCGUGCCUCUGUUGUUUCCCUCGUCAUUUAGGAUUACUUCGGAGUAAUAUGUCGACGAAUGGGUCGUA